Drosophila willistoni is the source of this 3118-nucleotide messenger RNA. RefSeq names its product cell division cycle 7-related protein kinase (gene Cdc7). Gene Ontology annotation, molecular function: protein serine/threonine kinase activity; ATP binding. The coding region runs from base 616 to 2901 and encodes 761 amino acids. Gene Ontology annotation, biological process: protein phosphorylation; mitotic DNA damage checkpoint signaling. The record is from RefSeq and is a predicted model, not a curated record. Gene Ontology annotation, cellular component: nucleus. The transcript is spliced from 4 exons. NCBI's taxonomy places the organism in Eukaryota, Metazoa, Arthropoda, Insecta, Diptera, Drosophilidae.
AAAUAACACAAAACCGAAAGCCGCCCAUGUCUUGUCUGUGCUAAACUCUCGUUGCUGCUGCUUUCUAUGUGUUUUUGUUUUAUUUUUGGCUUCUGCUGUUGUUGUUUAUUUUAAUUAAUUAACUAAUUAGAUAAUAAAUUCUGCGUUAGAGGACAAACGGUCCAAAGCAACAGUAAGCAACAGCAACUAGACACGAAACAAAACUGUCGCCCUUAAAGCGAAGCAACAUUUUUUUUUUGCGAACGUCACAAAAACACACAAUUCAAAGGGACGACGACGGCCGUCACGAGGGGUUAAGGGUGAGGAAUCACAGCGGCAGCGGCAGUAAGAGCAGGAGGCGGUGGCCAGACAAACGUCCGAGAGAGACGCAAGCAGAGAAACAGCAGAUGCUGUCUAGAUCAGACCACAUCGGAUCAGAGAAACGAUUUGGGACUUCUAAAUCGCAUCCAGUUCUUCUGGCCAAACUAAAUAUCACAUAUCCAGACGAAAAUUUUAAACAACCAACACCGAUGAGCAACAUUCACCACUUUCGUUGGAUCACACAAAGACUCCCCCUGCCCGUCAUACAGCGUAAUCUACCUCUGCUCCUCCCAUAGGCUGUGGAAAGGCCAGGACAUGAACAGUAAACAACAAUGUAAAGCAGGAAAAAUAUCAUACAACUCCAGUCCCAGGCCAGAUAAAGUUAUUAUGAAUCCCAGCGGCAGUAGUGGAAUCCAUUCCUUAUGGCACAAUAACAUCAACAACAAUAAUAAUAAUACAAUUUAUAACAAUAAUGGACCAAGUGCAGGUCCGGAAGAAAUUAAGCAGCCAUCUAUUGAACCGUCUGCGGUUGGUAGCGGUUGCGGCGGCGCCGUAAUCGGAUUUGGCACGCCCAUUAAGCCCACAUCUAAACCCCGCAACAAAAGCGAAGAGGCCAUCAAUGAUUUAUUAGAAAGGAUACCGGAUAUUGGUCAGGUUUUUGAUGUCCAUAGUCGUAUUGGUAAUGGCACAUUCAGCACUGUCCUAUUAGCCACUCUCAAACGGGAAACAAAUCUGCCGGAUAAUCUGCGUCGCAAAUUUGCAAUUAAACAUCAUAUACCUACCAGCCAUCCGGAUCGUAUAAUGAAGGAGCUGCAAUGCAUGACCAAAAUGGGUGGCACCGACAAUGUCGUUGGCAUACAUUGUUGCAUGCGCUGCGAUGCUUCAGCGGCUUUUGUUAUGCCCUAUAUGCCGCACGAUCGUUUCCAUGAUUUCUAUACCAAAAUGGAUGUACAGGAGAUACGCUUGUAUAUGAGGAAUCUGCUGGUGGCCUUGCGUCAUGUACACAAAUUUAAUAUAAUCCAUCGGGAUGUUAAGCCAAGUAAUUUCCUCUACAAUCGUCGGCGACGUGAAUUUCUUCUUGUGGAUUUUGGGCUGGCCCAACAUGUGAACUUGUCAACGAUGGGUACUGCAGCAUCUGGAGCAGCGGCUGCAAUUGUGCCACAGCAGCAGCAGCAGCAACCAUCAGCAGGUGGAGCAGCAAGUGGAACUGUAAAUGGAGUAAAUACCAAAAGACCCAGAGAUUGUGGACGAGCAAUGGAAAUGGAGCUAACACCAUCAAGUGUUGUUUCUUCGGCUGAUGCUGUAUUGGGUGGUGCUGUGAAACGGAUGAGGCUGAACGAAGAUGGUGGUGGAGGUAAGAUGCCAUUGAAGCCAGUGAAUGAGAUAAUGGCAAAUCCUCAAUUUGCAUCUGAAUGUCAAACCAAAGACCACCAGGUACAGCCGCACGAUGCUGCUGGACCUGAUGAGCAACUGGCGGCUCCUUCGCCAUCAACACAGCAGUCGUUGCCUCGUACCGAGCAGCAGCAACAGCAUCAACCGCAGCAACAGCCAGCAUCAUCACAGCCACACCAAGUGGCGGCCAAAUACAAUACAAACCGUUGUGGCCAGACAUCAGGUACAGCGGGAACUGGAACGGGAACCGGCGGCGGUGGGGGCGGUGGAUCAGCAUCCAAUGGCAACGGAAAAUGCUAUUGCUUUGCCAAUCCCUCGGUUUGCAUUAACUGCCUAAUGAAGAAAGAGGUGCAUGCCUCCAGAGCCGGCACUCCAGGCUAUCGUCCUCCCGAGGUGCUGCUUAAAUAUGCGGAUCAGACAACGGCCGUUGAUAUCUGGGCAGCUGGCGUGAUCUUUCUAUCAAUAAUGUCAUCGGUAUAUCCAUUCUUCAAGGCACCGAAUGAUUAUAUAGCUUUAGCCGAAAUUGUAACCAUUUUUGGCGACCGGGCCAUACGGAAAACAGCCGUGGCACUGGAACGGAUGGUCACACUCAGUCAGCGUUCGCGUCCGCUUAAUUUGCGAAAUUUGUGCCUGCGUUUUCGCCAUCGUGCCAUCUUCAGUGAUCCCAAGCUAUUGAGGCACUACGAAUCGCCUGAAGGACGAUGUGAUGUCUGCAAAAAUUGUGAUCAGUAUUUCUUUAAUUGUCUGUGCGAGGAGAGUGACUACGUGACGGAGCCAUUGGAUCCGUACGAGUGUUUUCCGGCAUCAGCUUAUGAUUUGUUGCAGCGAUUGCUUGAGGUGAAUCCACAUAAGCGUAUAACUGCCGAAGAGGCAUUGCAGCAUGCCUUCUUUGUCGAUGAUCAGCAGCAGCGGGAGCAGCAACUGGAGCAAAAACAUGAAUUAUUGACGCCACGUCGAGCUACACAGCCCCCGUCCACGCCUAUCCGGCAAACGGCGGCCCGCAGACGUGUGCCAAAAAGUAAAGGAGCUGCUGCAGGCAUACAUCUGCAGCAGCAGCAACAACAACAACACCAUGCAACAUGGCAGCCGCAAUUGCCGCAACAACAACAACAACAACAACAGCAACAACCACCAUCACAACUACAACAAUCCUCUCAACAAUAUGCCGUUAAAUUCGAGCUGCUGCAAACGUCGCUCAACAAACUGUGAAACUAGUCCCACACAAGUGUAGCAUCGCCAUUGAUUGAUUCAUCAUCAUCAUCCAGAGAUGCACAGCAUGUAUAUACAUACAUAGAUUACCUCCAUAUCAUAUCAUCAGCAACUGUUGUACAUAGAAAAUAAUCCAUCAAAACAUUUCAUCAUCACUAGGAUCACACGCAUGCAUCAUCUCCCUUUCCCUCGCACUUCCAGUGAGCAGUGGAUACCA